Molecule: messenger RNA, 1134 nt
Organism: Clarias gariepinus (North African catfish)
Lineage: Eukaryota; Metazoa; Chordata; Actinopteri; Siluriformes; Clariidae
Product: CD276 antigen homolog
Exons: 4
Coding region: 152-595 (147 amino acids)
Biological process (GO): negative regulation of T cell proliferation; positive regulation of T cell proliferation; cell surface receptor signaling pathway
Cellular component (GO): external side of plasma membrane
Source: RefSeq, a predicted model, not a curated record
UGUGAAAGAGAGAGAGAGAGAGAGAGAGACCAGCUGAGUGGGAAUGUAAGCUCUGUAUCCAGUGCACAGGGUCUGUUCCCCGAAUGGAAUUGUGAAAACAGUUCAUCAGAGGUGCAGCUGCUUCCAGAAAACUUACUCCCUGUGUGCUCUUAUGCUUGUAAUAAAUGAAGUGUCGUCACAGAACGUCACAGUCGAAGCUGCUCAAGGAGACUCUGUGAUCUUACCGUGUUCAUCCAGUCGUUAUGAAAAUGAGGUGUUCUGGCGAUACAGAGAUGCCAAGACUGUGUAUGAAAUCAUCGAGGGUAAAGAGAAUUUUCAUGACCAGGAUGGAGAGUACAGGGGCCGAGUCAAAGGUUUUCCAUCAGAAUUCACAAAUUGUAAUUACUCCAUCAGACUGAGUGACGUGAAACUCAGUGAUACAGGAACUUACAGAUGCACCAUCCCUGACUCCAGAACUGUCCAUGUAGAACUCAAGGUCAAAGAUGAGAGUGACUUAAGCCACAAGACUUCCCCAGAUAACAGCGGCAUCAUGAGAAAAGCAGGCAGUACCUCAUCUUUAGUCGUUUCAGUUCUGCUGUGUAUCUUCGCUUUCUGAAGAAAUAAUUAAAGCUUUUAAAUCUUUUCUUAAGUACAUCUUUGGCAUUCAUUUUAUUAUUAUUAAUCGGAUAGCAGUAUAUAUACAAACUAUGCAAAGUUCUUUUUAUUCGGCAGAUAAAAGAUUGGAGUAAAUUUAGACUAAAGGUUGGAUACCCAAAGAAACAGUAUACAGUACAGUAUAUAGUGACUGUAGAGGAGGCUGCAUUCUUUGCAAAUGUUUAUGUAAACUUUUAGAUUCCAUAUAAAUUCCAGAUGAGCUCUGUUCUUGCCAGCUCUGAUCACUUUCACUAACUGCUUUAGCUGCAACAAUGUUUUCCACAAGGCCAGUUAAUUCUAAACACAGAACAAGUUCUGUCACUUUAUUAAAGAUAUAAAUCUGUUAUAAACAACGCAAUUGCAACAAAGUUAUUAUUGGAUAAAAUUUUCACUUUGGUCUGCUAUGUAUUUCAUUCUACAGUCCAGAAUUAUUGCCGGGAGCAGCCGAAAGACCAACGACAACAAUCCCAAGAUUUCAUUCCGUCACCUUUAGCUUUGAUU